AUGGAUCACCUACGGCGCGAAUACAACUCGGACAGAGGCGCUAAGAAGCAAAGCUAUGCGUUGACAAUAACGGGCACGUUGGGGAUCAUGGCUGGCACUUUCAUUUGCGCAGCAAUAGUUGAGGCAGGCACAAAGGAAGAAGUCUGGCGGGCUGCAGAUCCAGAGGCCAUGCCUAUCCAUGUCAUGUGGCUACAAAGAGGGAAGAAUGUUGGCGAUCAAGCGUUCGAUUCCUAUGCCAUUUACGGUACGAAGGGAGAGCAAAAGAUACGCGUCUCGCGGAAAUCCAACAAUACCACGCAUCUCGAGCUUUGGACUCUGGUCGGAUCAUCGUUGACGGUCGUCAAUAGCUUUGUUGCCGAGGCCGACCAGCUUUCCAACGCAAUAGAAACGAUUUUGAACCACUUGUACCGACCCAAUGGCGAUGUUGUCAUCAAAACGUUUCUCCAAAAUCAAGAAAAGUUUGAAUUGACGCUGGGUGUGUCUGUCUCUAAGGAGGGCAGCUGUGGCCCGACAGCCGGUGACGUGGGCGUCUCAUUCACAAGGAAACGGUCAGAUGACACGUGGACACCCUGGAAGGCGGACAACGAAAAGAUUAGGGCGGUGCUAUCGCUCUGGCUAUCAUACUUUAGCCAGCCGGGAAGCUCAGCACAGCAGGAGAAGAAGAACCUGUGGGUCAUUGGCCCCGACGACGAUUUGACUGAUAUUCUCUACGACUGGUGGAUUUAUCGCGGGACAGAAAAGCGGCGGCAGGACAGUUUCGAGUUGGAUCCCCGGCUCAGAUCCGUCGUUGGUGACCGCGUAUUUGAUUUACGGUGCAGGCCGGACGUGAUGGGACGAGUCGACGGCAGCACGGGCCAGAUCAGCAUUCUGACCAGUGACAGCCUACCCAGAGCGUGCAGCCAGUACCUCUUGGGCUGUUUUCUAAAGUCCGUCAUCGGAUGUGUGGAGAAACUGAACGGGAAGACGAGCGUGGCACCAGGUGUGACCUCGGGCGAAAUCCAUCUGAUGAACGACUCGGUCCAAUUACUGGCCGAGACGUUGCAUCAAGGCGGUGGCGGUAUAGUUUCGUUAGAGGAUGCACACAGACUGUUGGUGCCUUCACUGAGUGACGCCGGCCUUCUCCCGGAUGCCCUCGACGUUCUGGAGGAUAAAAAGGCGAAGCUGCAGAGCGAACAGGACCGUUGGGCCGGGACGGGGGCAACGUUCAGGAAGCUGAUCGACACGUUUUCCGAUGCCUUGGGGCCCUAUGCGCCAGAGACGGCGCGCGCGACUGACGCUAUGCAGGCAUUUGCCGCAGACUUUAUAGACUGGAGAACGACAGCGUCGGCCAGGCAGAAGGACCGCCUCCGAAGUCUCGACGAGCUGUUCUGGCUGCACGCGGCAUCGAGACACGGCUUGAUCGGACAGGUGCUCCAGGGAGUCUUGGACGGACUGGGCGUGGACACGUGGGACGAUGAGCACGAGACGCCCAUCAGCCUUGUCGAUCAAGCACGGACACCUGGACAUCACUCGGCUGGUCAUGUUCUUUGGUGCGCCCGUGGACCACCAGCUGGUCUCAUGGCGAUCGAGCAUAUGGGCCAGACUCUGCAGGCGGAGGCCAACCAGAUGAUCCUGCGGCUGUUGCUGCUCAAUUUCCGGGACGAGGACAAUGUGUUGCUGGAGGCCUGCAUGACCGGACACGGAAACACGGCCUUUCUGAUCGACAUUCUGCUCGAGUCGGGCAUCGACGCAACGGCGAAGAACAAGGACGGGCUGACGCCGGUGCAUAUCGCCUCGAAUCGGGGCAAGGAGCGGGUUGUCCAGGCCCUUCUGGAGAAGAAAGUCGAUCUGGAAGCACAGACGCCUUUGAAACAAACAGCUCUGCAUCUGGCCGUGCUGGGGCGACACGAGUCUGUCGUCGGCCUUGUCCUGCACGCGGGCUCAAGCAAGGACGCUCGGGACAGCAAGAAGAGGACGUGUCUGCAUCUGGCCGCAGAAGAGGGGCAGCUGGACAUGGCCAGGCUGCUGGUGAAGCACGGGUUCGACGUCAAUGCCCGAGACGAGUCCGGCCGGACGAUGCUUCACAUCAGUGUCACGAACAGCGACGCCGAGAUGGUGCAGUGGUUGCUGAGCCGCGGCGGCGUGGACGUGACCGCCAAGGACAACGACCAGAGCACGGCUCUCCACCAAGCCUCUCGGCUAGGCAGCGGCACGAUCGCACAGAUGAUGGUGGAACAGGCAGCCGGCCGGACCCUGCUGCAGGCCCGGGACAAGUACGGCUCGACGCCCUUUGUCAUUGCCGGCCGUGAGGACGGGCGCGAGGCCGUGCUGCGAACGAUGGCUGAGCAUGGAGCCCGGAUGGAUGCCCGGGAAGAAGCCGGCCAAGGGGCGCUCGAAUACGCUGCACUCAUGGGCCACCUCGAAGCCGUGCGCUUUCUGGUCGGCAGAGACGUCACGGCACGGCACCGCGAUGGCUUCAAACGCACAGCGCUGCACUAUGCGGCGUGGUGCAAGAAUACCCACAGCAUGGCCAUUGCUGUCCUGCUGCUGGCACAUGAUGCUGCCGUCAACGCGGCCGACAAGGACGGCUGGACCGCUCUGCAUUACGCAUGUUGCGUUCAGAAGGAGGAGAUGGUGGCCUUGUUGCUGGCCAGCGGCGCUGAUGCGACACGAGAGGACCGCUUGGGCCGGACGGCCAGAUCGUACCAAGAGGGGGAGAUCGAGAUCAAUUUCUGGACAAGAGCACUUCCGCCGCCGUAUCCACCCAUGGAUAUAUUUGCUGACUCAUUCUAG
Messenger RNA from Grosmannia clavigera kw1407, 2772 nucleotides. Its product is annotated as ankyrin repeat protein. Gene Ontology annotation, molecular function: RNA polymerase II-specific DNA-binding transcription factor binding. NCBI's taxonomy places the organism in Eukaryota, Fungi, Ascomycota, Sordariomycetes, Ophiostomatales, Ophiostomataceae. The record is from RefSeq and is a predicted model, not a curated record. The coding region runs from base 1 to 2772 and encodes 923 amino acids. The transcript is spliced from 3 exons. Gene Ontology annotation, cellular component: nucleus. Gene Ontology annotation, biological process: regulation of transcription by RNA polymerase II.